Diaporthe amygdali is the source of this 3903-nucleotide messenger RNA. Its product is annotated as Hydantoinase. The record is from RefSeq and is a predicted model, not a curated record. Gene Ontology annotation, cellular component: cytosol. The coding region runs from base 1 to 3903 and encodes 1300 amino acids. Lineage: Eukaryota; Fungi; Ascomycota; Sordariomycetes; Diaporthales; Diaporthaceae. Gene Ontology annotation, molecular function: 5-oxoprolinase (ATP-hydrolyzing) activity. Gene Ontology annotation, biological process: glutathione metabolic process. The transcript is spliced from 7 exons.
AUGGCUGGGUCAACAGUUGAACGACCAAUUCGGAUAUCUAUAGAUCGGGGCGGCACCUUCACGGACUGCGUAGCUUGCAUCACAGGCCGUGAAGAUAUCGUCAUCAAGAUCCUUUCCGUGGACCCGCGUAAUUAUCCAGAUGCCCCUACGGAAGCCAUCAGGCAAGUGCUGGAGAAGUUCUAUGGCGAGCCGAUCCCGCGAGGCGCCAAGCUAGAUCUCAAGGACGUAGAAUGGAUCCGCAUGGGCACGACAGUGGCUACAAAUGCCUUGCUGGAGCGUAAAGGCGAGAGGACAGCUUUUCUCGUCACACAUGGCUUCAAGGAUGUGCUGCAGAUCGGCAACCAGUCGCGGCCGUACAUGUUUGACCUUUCUAUCCGGCGGCCGGCUCCUCUGUACUCGGAUGUCUUCGAGGUGGACGAGCGGGUUGUCCUCCAGUCAUGUGCCGACUCAGUCCUUCGGACGAUGAAGCUCAAAUCUCCAGAGCCGCUGGAGACAGUCGUUGGCACUUCGGGCGAGACAGUCCAAGUAGUCCAGCACCUUGACGCCGGAAAGGUACGCGAGUACCUGAAGAGGAUAUAUGACGAUGGCUUCCGGUCCAUUGCCGUUUGUCUGAUGCACUCAUACAUCUUCCCACGCCACGAGCUCCAAAUCGGAGACAUUGCCCGCGAGGUCGGCUUCCAACACAUCACGCUUUCGCAUCAGGUCUCCCAGAGGCCAAAGCUGGUGCCGAGAGGCAAUUCUGUCGUGGUCGAUGCCUACCUGACUCCGACAAUCAAACAGUACCUUAGCCAGUUCUCGGCCAGCUUCCCCGGCCUUGAGCAGUCUGGCGCCCGGCUCGAGUUCAUGCAGUCAGACGGUGGCCUCGUGCCGGCCUCCACGUUGAGAGGUCUGCACUCGAUUCUCUCAGGGCCGGCUGGUGGUGUGGUGGGCUACUCUCAGACAUGCUACGACGAGGACGACAAGGUCCCCGCCAUUGGCUUUGACAUGGGCGGUACAAGCACAGAUGUGAGCCGCUACGACGGGAAACUGGACCACAUCUUCGAGACAACGACGGCAGGCAUCAGUAUUCAUGUCCCACAGCUCAAUGUAAACACCAUUGCAGCAGGUGGUGGCAGUAUUCUCGCCUGGCGAGAUAACCUCAUGUCUGUUGGGCCCGACAGCGCUUCAUCACACCCGGGACCUGCGUGUUAUAGGAAAGGCGGCCCUCUCACCGUCACCGAUGCAAACCUAGCCUUGGGAAGGCUGUUGCCCGAACACUUCCCAUCCAUCUUUGGGCCUAAUGAGGACGAGCCCCUGAAUCGUGAAAUUGUUGUUAAGAUGUUUGAGGAGUUGACUGAGACCAUAAACCGAGAUACCGGAAGGUCUCUAAGCUGGGUCGAAGUAGCUGAUGGUUUCCUCCAAGUUGCCAACUCCGCCAUGUGCGGUCCGAUUCGCAGCCUGACGGAAGCGCGUGGCCAUCAUACUGCUGAUCACCAGCUCGCUUCUUUUGGAGGUGCAGGAGGUCAGCAUGCUUGUGCCAUUGCAGAAGCCUUGGGCAUCCGCCGGGUCACCAUUCACAAGUACUCAUCCAUACUGUCAGCAUACGGCAUUGGCCUCGCAGACGUCGUGCACGAGGAGGAGAGGCCAUGUGCAAAGACAUAUGAUGCUGAAAACCUGCCUACGAUACUCAACGACCUCGAUAACCUAAGCGAAGAGUUGCAGGAGCACUCUUCAAUGCGGACCUUCAAUACCGUCGAUGCUCACCGGUUCGUCAACAUGCGUUACGACGGCAGCGAGACGGCUAUCAUGAUUGCCCUUGAAGAUGGUCUGGAUGCCAGGAAGGCAUUCAUCGAUGCUCAUCAUCAGCAGUUUGGAUUCACUCCCGUCAACCGCAAGCUCUUUGUAGAUACCAUUCGUGUAAGAGUAGUUGGCCGCCAGGUUUCUCCAAAUGCAUCCAAGACAGUACCGACAACAUCUGCCACGAAGGCAGUGGUAUCCUCUGGCGGUACUGUUACUGCACCAAAACCAUCUUCCGUCAAGUCGGUGUACUUCAGCUCUCUGGGAUGGGUCGAUACACCUGUGUAUCUGUUUGUCUCAAUAGCUGUUGGCAUUGUCAUUCGGGGCCCAGCCUUGGUAGUGGACAAAACUCAGACUCUGCUGGUAGGGCCCACCUCAACAGCUCGCAUCGAAGGUGACAAGCUGGUGAUGGACAUCAGCCCACCACAGGCACACAAUAUCAGCACUGCCGUCCUCGACCCAGUGGCCCUCUCCGUCUUCCGCCACCGCUUCAUGGGCGUGGCUGAGCAGAUGGGCCGUGUGCUGCAGAAUGUCAGCGUCAGUGCCAAUAUAAAGGAGCGUCUAGACUUCAGCUGCGCAAUAUUCACCCCAGAUGGCUCCCUGGUUGCAAAUGCACCACAUGUUCCGGCCAUGAUUGGCAGUAUGGCCUUUGCUGUCAAGUCCCAGAUCAAGAAUUGGGAGGGCAAGCUCAAGGACGGCGAUGUCAUCCUCUCUAACUCUCCCGCCUUUGGCGGUACACAUCUACCAGACCUGACCAUAGUCACACCCGUAUUCGAUGCGCAAGGCAAAGAAAUUAUCUUCUGGGCUGCGUCCCGCGGCCAUCAUGCCGAUGUCGGUGGCAUUCUCCCUGGGUCCAUGCCUCCAAACUCGAAGUUCUUGUGGGAGGAGGGCGCUGUGUUCGACUCUUUCCUGCUCGUGCGGGACGGCGUAUUCGCUGAGAAAGAGUUGGAACGCCUGCUGUGCGAGGAACCUGCCAAGAUGCCUGGGACCAGCGGAACCAGGUGUUUCCAAGACAAUGUGACCGAUCUGAAGGCACAGGUCGCUGCAAACCACACCGGUAUACGGCUGGUGCGUCAACUGAUUGAGGAGUACACCAUGGAUGUCGUUCAGAUGUAUAUGGGCGCCAUCCAGGACUCAGCCGAACUGGCCAUCCGCAAUCUGUUCAAGAAGCUGGCCGUGAAGACCCAGGGCUCCCCACUGUGCGCCAUCGACUACAUGGACGACGGGACGCCCAUCCAGCUCAAGGUGACCAUCGACGCGGCCGACGGCUCUGCACUCUUCGACUUCACGGGCACGGGGCCCGAAGUGUACGGCAACUGGAACGCGCCGGUGGCGAUCUGCAACUCGGCCGUCAUCUACGCGCUGCGGUGCAUGGUCGACUCGGACAUCCCGCUCAACCACGGCUGCAUCCGGCCCAUCACGCUCGUCAUCCCGGACCAGUCGCUGCUGCGGCCGAGCCACAAGGCCGCCGUGUGCGCCGGCAACGUGCUGACGUCGCAGCGCAUCGUGGAUGUCAUCUUCCGCGCCUUUGGCGCCUGCGCCGCCAGCCAGGGCUGCAUGAACAACUUCACCUUUGGUCUCGACGGCGAGGACGGCUUUGGCUACUACGAGACAAUAUCGGGUGGCAGCGGCGCAGGCCCCUCGUGGCAUGGCACCAGCGGAGUGCAUACCAACAUGACGAAUACGAGGAUCACUGAUCCGGAGUCCCUCGAGCGGCGAUAUCCCGUCGUGCUGCAUCGCUUCAGUCUCAGGACUGGAAGCGGUGGAGACGGGACGUUCCGCGGAGGCGAAGGCGUCAUCCGCGACGUCGGUUUCCGCAUUCCUAUGUCGGCAUCCAUCUUGUCUGAGCGGCGAAGCUUCGCGCCAUACGGCUUGGAAGGCGGCGGUGAUGGAGGCCGUGGCCGUAAUACCUGGGUCCAGAAAGCAGGCCGACGCAUCAAUAUCGGAGGCAAGAACUCAAUCCUUGUAGACGCCGGCGAUAGGUUGCUGAUCGAGACACCUGGAGGUGGUGGGUAUGGCGUGAAUCAGGGCACGAAGAAAGAAGAACAGCCCCAGGACAGGACCUCAUUCGUGCCCGUUGCUGGAGGCAGUAUAGAGGCGACGAGAGCUCUUGCGGAGCAGGUGUAG